Messenger RNA from Prosopis cineraria, 2112 nucleotides. RefSeq names its product putative E3 ubiquitin-protein ligase XBAT31. The coding region runs from base 210 to 1538 and encodes 442 amino acids. The transcript has 8 exons. NCBI's taxonomy places the organism in Eukaryota, Viridiplantae, Streptophyta, Magnoliopsida, Fabales, Fabaceae. The record is from RefSeq and is a predicted model, not a curated record. Gene Ontology annotation, molecular function: protein binding.
CGCUCUCUCUCAUUUUCGUGCAGGUCCAGGGGCUUGUCUUCUCUCUCUAGAUGUUCUCUCUCUGCCUCCCAUGGUCUCUCGCAUUUCCAACUUAAAUGUGACCUUUAUUUAUAACAUUGAGCGAUCGAAGCCACCUUCUCUGGGGGAGGUGGCACUGGCGAGAGGUGUGGCACCUCUCUGGGGUAGAAGAUAUACCGAGCGAGAAAGGGAUGGGUCAGGGCAUGAGCUGCGCAGGGAGCCAUGAACAUGGCCUCUUCACUGCGGUACAGCAUGGAGAUAUCACCACUGUCAGAAAUCUCUUGCAGAGAGACCCAACUCUCCUGCACCAGACCACUGUCUACGAUCGCCAUUCAGCUCUUCAUAUAGCCGCUGCUAAUGGCCAGAUCGAGAUUCUUUCUAUGCUGUUAGAGGGAUCUGUUAAUCCUGAUGUUUUGAACCGUCAGAAGCAGACUCCGCUCAUGUUGGCUGCAAUGAACGGAAAGAUCGCCUGUGUGCACAAACUCCUUGAAGUUGGAGCUAAUGUAUUGAAGUUUGAUUCGCUUUACGGUAGAACCUGCCUGCACUACGCAGCCUACUAUGGUCAUUCUUCUUGCCUUGAAGGAAUUCUUUCCGCGGCACAAUCUAGUCCGGUGGCUGUUUCUUGGGGAUUUGCUCGGUUUGUGAAUAUCAGGGAUGGUAGAGGAGCGACGCCGUUGCACUUGGCUGCCCGUCAGAGACGGCCUCAAUGUGUGCGUAUUCUAUUAGACAAUGGAGCUCUUGUCUGUGCUUCAACAGGUGGAUAUGGCUGUCCUGGGAGCACUCCUCUACAUUUAGCUGCCAGAGGGGGAUCUAUGGACUGCAUCCGUGAACUCUUGGCAUGGGGAGCAGAUCGUCUUCAACGGGAUGCUUCAGGGCGGAUACCAUAUUUAGUUGCUCUGAAACACAAGCAUGGCGCAUGUGCAGCGUUGUUAAAUCCUACGUCUGCUGAACCUCUUGUCUGGCCUUCACCUUUGAAGUUCAUCAGUGAACUUAAUCCAGAUGCCAAAGCAUUAUUAGAACGAGCCUUGACGGAUGCAAACAGGGAAAGGGAGAAAAAUAUAUUGAAAGGAAGUGCUUACUCUCUGCCAUCCCCAUCAUAUUCUGAUGAUUGGGUAGAUGACAGUAUCUCCGCGGCCAGUGAGACGGAACUGUGCUGCAUCUGCUUUGAGCAUGUUUGCACAAUUGAAGUCCAGGACUGUGGCCACCAGAUGUGUGCGCAGUGCACUUUAGCCCUCUGUUGCCACAACAAGCCUAACCCUGUCACUACUUGCCUCACUCCACCAGUAUGUCCAUUUUGCCGAAGCACCAUAGCUAGAUUGGUGGCUGUGAAGAUCGAGAGUCACGACGACACAGAUUUAGAAGCUGGGGAUGUGAGUUCUUCAAAGUUAAGCAAGUCAAAGAAAGCCCGAAACUUGAAUGAAGGAGGCAGCAACAGCUUCAAGGGACUAUCAUUCGGAAAGAUGAGCGGACGGAGUUCUGGAAGGAUUGCUGCAGAAAAUGAGUGGGUUGAUAAAGAGUGAGCGAUGGCUCCUGCUCGUGGUGGUUAGUAAUUUCAUAUGGACAAGGUAAAGUAAUCUGCUUAAGAGGCAAGCGUAAACAAAAAGUUGAAGGAGAAUUAAUGGAGAAGCAAAGCGCAUCUUAAUCCAUAUACUAAGUAGUUUUGGGAAAUAAGCAAAGUGAGUUGAAGUUGCAAUUGCAUGUUAAGUGUGGCUGUGGGGGCUUGUCAUGUAAUAUUAUUACUCGAGAAUGAAGAAGCAUCGUCUGCCCGGAUGAUUAAGGGCGUCUAUAAUCUAUGAUGUACGUAAAUUGUGUAAAGUGAGUAAUUCUUUUUCUCGAAAGUAGAAUGGAAGAUUAUUUUGGUGUCGGCUUCAUUUUGAGGAUGUCAGAGCAGUCUUCUCGGGGAAGAGUCAGGGUCACUAGGGUACAUAGGAUGUAGUUUGAUCUUCUUUCCCCACCGAACAUUUUUAUAUUUUCAUGAAGGAGAGGAUGAUUGCCCUUCUGAAAUGUAUAAUGAAGGUGCUUUAAAUUUAUCUAUUGUACCAGAUUGAGGAAUAAAAUACGGUAGAGAAAGAACUGGCUUGCUGUUGCUCGGCA